Molecule: messenger RNA, 6044 nt
Organism: Perca flavescens (yellow perch)
Lineage: Eukaryota; Metazoa; Chordata; Actinopteri; Perciformes; Percidae
Gene: patz1
Product: POZ/BTB and AT hook containing zinc finger 1
Exons: 5
Coding region: 368-2482 (704 amino acids)
Biological process (GO): regulation of transcription by RNA polymerase II
Cellular component (GO): nucleus
Molecular function (GO): protein binding; DNA-binding transcription factor activity, RNA polymerase II-specific
Source: RefSeq, a predicted model, not a curated record
CUGCGUGUUAACAUUUUGGCAUAAAGACGUGAUAGACCCCUGCGGUCCUGGGGCUAUACUCGUCUUGACAGCCAUUACAACGAUAGAAUAGUCAAAACAAACAUUUAAUAUCAAACCCUAGAGAAACAUUUUUCACAAAACAAGAGCGACCCCCACCCCUCAAGAAACCAAGGUCAAAGUUCACAGGAAGCUGGGGGGCUGCCAUUUUUCCUUGCUACUGCUAACGUUAGAUGCUAAAACGACGGGGAGGGGCGGUUGGUUUUGGAUAUUGUAGCUAGCUGAUAUCAACUGAUCGAAUUCGUUAAACAAAAUCCGUAAUUUCUCCGACCGUUGUCGCUAACAACCAUUGUUAUUGGAUGAAUUCGGCAUGGAGAAGGUAGCGGAGCCGUCUUGGACUUCUUCGUACACCUAUCAGGUGAGCAAGCACAGUGCGGAGAUGCUACACAACCUCAACAUUCAGAGGAAAGAUGGAGGAAGGUUCUGCGAUGUGAUCCUACGCGUCGGCGAGGAGAGCUUCCCUGCACACAAAGCUGUGUUAGCCGCGUGCAGCGAGUAUUUCGAGUCGGUCUUCAGCCGCCAGACGGAGGGCGACGCCAAGGAGCUGGAGAUGCACACUAUCAGCCCAAAAGUUUUUAAAGACGUUUUGGACUUCGCCUACACCUCUAGGAUUGUGGUGCGAUUGGAGUGCUUUCCGGAGUUGAUGACAGCUGCCAAGUUUCUGCUGAUGCGGUCAGUUAUUGAGAUAUGUCAGGAGGUAAUCAAACAGUCAAACGUACAAAUCCUCGUCCCGACCUCACGGGGAGGAGAAGCCAGCCUUUUCCAGGCCACAGGGGCCACGGAGCUGGGUUUCCCGGUGGCGCAGCAGGAUCUGGUAAACGGAAUGACAAUGCUGGUGAACGGUCAAAGCUUUGCUAACAAUGCACAAAUGCAUGUGGAUGGCAGUGAAGCCACUGCCGUCGUGUUAUUGGAGGACGGCGGCGAGUCGUCGAUGCCAAUGUUGGAGCCUGUCGAAGGACUGUCCGUUUCCCCAUCAACGGAAAUACCGGGAAACACGUUUCAGCACGACGCUGGCUCCCCGGGAUCGAAAAGGAACAAGGGGAGACCAAAGAAGGCUGUCGGGGUUGUGGAGGCUGUACACUUUAAUCACAGCACCCAGAAAGACAAUGGGCUGUUUCCGUGCGGGACUUGCGGUAAAGCAUUUACAGAGGCUUCCCGGUUGAAGAACCACGAAGCGCAACACGGAGCCCACACCGGCGGUGUAAACAACGUCGGUGACAGUCUGUCAACGGCGGCCGGCAUUUCUUUAAUGUCUCAGCCGGGUUUGGUGGAAAACGGCGUGCAGUUACACGGAGGGCUGACACUGGAUAACGGCCGCAAACGGGAGAGGACCAGGCGGCAUGUCGGCUGUGACAUUUGCGGCAAAGUUUUCCGCGACGUUUACCACCUGAACCGACACAAGCUCUCCCAUUCAGGGGAGAAGCCGUACGCUUGCCAUGUGUGCGGGCUCCGUUUCAAACGCAAGGACAGGAUGUCGUACCAUGUGCGGUCCCAUGACGGGUCAGUCGGUAAACCUUAUGUGUGCCAAAGCUGUGGUAAAGGUUUUUCAAGACCAGACCACCUGAAUGGACAUAUUAAACAGGUUCACACAACAGAGAGACCCCACAAGUGCCAGAUUUGUAACGCGUCUUUUGCUACAAGAGAUCGCCUCCGGUCACACCUUGCAUGCCAUGAGGACAAAAUUCCUUGCAAAGUUUGUGGCAAGUUUCUGCGAGCUGCCUACAUGACGGACCACCUCAAGAAACACAGUGAAGGGACGCAUAACUACUGUGGCAUUUGCAACAAAGGUUUCUCCACUGCGUCCUACCUUAAGGUGCAUAUAAAGACACACCAUGGCUCUCCGCUGCCCCCCUCUGCCACAAUGCAGACCUUCCCUGAGCCAAGGGGGGAGCUGCAGAUACACAACGGCACCCCUUACCACAUGGGACGCCAGUGCUCAGUGGAAGAUGGGCAGGAAAACACUGGGAAAUGUCCUCAUCUGGAAUCAGAAGAAUCAGAUCCUUCGUAUGGGGAAUUGUCCAACGGUGACGAACUUAAAUCUCCACACAAACCUGACGGGCCGGAGCUCGAGAUGCCCUCUUUGGCCUGUAACGGAGCCUCUGCGGGGGCCUUGGGCUCUCCAGAGGGAUCUAAAGCCAAGGCGGACCCUGAAAAGAAGUUUACCUGCGGUAUUUGCGGUCAGGCCUUCCGCACCAAGUCCUACCUCAACAAGCACCAGCACAGAGUUCACAAAGCCCAGAAGGCCCAGGGGGUUUCAGGGUCGGGCUUAAAUGAGCUGACCCCCUCCCUGACCUCUCCCUUCUCCCCUCAACAAAACAUGUCCCUGCUCGAGUCUUUUGGCUUUCAGAUAGUCCAGUCUGCUUUUGCCUCUUCGCUGGUUGAUGCUGAGGCAGGUCAAAGUGGAAUCGACUUUGGAGGGAAGUGACAUAUUUGCUAAAGUCCUUGCAAAGCCUCUCAUUCUUAUGACAAAGCUGGGUUGCCCACAGAAGAUGCUCUGUAUUUGGGAAUAACUUUGCCUCAAGGCUACUUUUUCUGCUGGUUACGUCACUUAAUGUGUAUCCGAUAUUUUUGUCUUUGACGCCAUACGAUUCCUACUUUUUCUACUUUUUCAAAGUAUGAAAAGUGCAUGCACGUGUUUAAAUUUUCUUUACAAAGAAACGACAUGAAGGUCUUAUCUCCUUUAUCUGAUGUGGAUCAGUUGAAGUUAUGUUUGGUAUUCUUUCGUUUGUUUUUUGCUUGCGUGUUAUUGAGCUUUUUUUCGAUACACAAACGUUUCUCGACAAGUAAUUACUUACUGUUUGUUCGCCCACUUUAACUGCUCUGAUGGACCUUGGCCAUUACAAUAAUUUGAAUGCUUCAUAUUCCUCGUUCCCUUAAAGGCUGUAACAGUUGUCUUUACUUCAGAGCAACAAGAGGGCUGAAUUCUGUAUUUAUGAUGUUUUCUGCUUCUUUUAAGAAAUAUUUAUUUUUUCUUAAGAAGGGAUUUCAUUUGGCUCAAUUUUGAUAGCAGGUUUUCUUGUAAUAUAGUAAUUGUUCCGAGAAACAUUUCUAACAAGCGCACGGCAUAUUUCUUGACACAUUUAGCCUUUUGUAAGCAAUUUUCUUCGACUUCAUACAGAAACUAUCAGUUUGCUGGCCACUGAGUAACACUGAUAGCUGUCAAGGACCUUAAUGAAUUACUAUUGACAGGAUUAUAGUAGAAGAAGCACUUAAAACAUGUAUUGAUACAACUUAUUUUAACUGUUACUGCAUCCAUAUAAAGAUCAUCUGGCACCAUCAAAUCUGGCACUUUUUUUUUAAGGUAAAACAAAAGAGAAUAAGCUACCUCACUGAAGAAAAGAACACCAUAGUGUUUCUCUUAGCAGAGUUAAAUAUUGUGCCAACUUAAUGAGAUUUAAACAAUAAAAAGUUGUAGCAAAUUCACAAGUGAAAACAAACCACUCUUCUAUGAGAAAUUAGCAUACAGAAUUUCACUGGGAAAAGCUUUAAUAGCACCACAGCUUUAUUUCUUUUAGUUUUAUUUUCAGAUCCGGGUCUUUAAUGCUUGGAGAGCCUACUGAUUUUUUAUUAUUAUUUGAAUAAAGCCUUUUGAGGAGUGUUGCCAUUCAGCAUUAACCUGAGGUUGGGAAUCAGAGAGCAGAGCUGGUACACUGUGCUCUAAAUGAAGCAACUACGACUCUACUAGCAGCUCAUUUGGAUGUAAAAAGGCUCUCAAUCAAUUUUUUAUUUGAUGAUUUGUGAAUUAUAUAUACAAAAUAAGAAGAGGAAAGCCAUUAUUACAGGAUAAAAAAAAAAAUGUUACCUGUAAAAUUUGUCUUGAAAACAUGCCUUGAGCUUGUUAGGAAUGAGCUCACAUUCUCCCCCACCCCCCACCCCCUGUACAAUGACAAUGUUUCCAAGCCUUGUUUGUGAGAUAUUAAAUCAGUUGUGUGUAUUGAACAGGGACCAAGGUCAGGUAUAUUUUCAGCAUAUAUUUUGAGAAAUGUAGAUUAUAUUUUAUUAACUUAUUCAUGCCCUCGGUUUUGUGUACAGUUUUUAUGUCAAACAAAAAUCUUGUGAUUUGCUCGUUUUGAUGAUUUUUUUCACUCUAAAUUAUGUUAACUGUAGAUGUGCGGUUGCGUGUGUGUUGUACAACAGCUGGAGCGCUGAUCAGCCUCUGGACCGACCAAACAUAAUAUUACUUUUACAGUGUCAAGUAAUUAAGCUCUCUUCAUUUCUUCAGUGUUUCUUCCUCUUCAUCACUUGCAGUUCUUGUAUUGCUCACCCAUCUUCUGUCAGAUUUGCUUGUGCCGUUAGUAGAUGAUAUGUCUUGUGUUUGCACUAAUGGUCGCUAGGUUACGGUGCAAGCUAUCCAGUCUUGCAGUGAAAAUGUGUUUCAUCCAAAAUGUUGAAUCAAGACAUUCCUUCGAUGAGGACAGACUUAAUUGAGUGGUUCCUCGAAUCAGUACGCAAUGGGAGCCUCCCAUUCACUUUUCUGCUUUGCUUUGUUUCAUUUGUGAAUUGUUAAUGAGAACAUUUGUUAUUGAAAACAUUUCUGCACCGAUUAAUUGGUUGUGCCUCUUAAAUAAGCAGACAGAAUGUUACUGAUUAGCAGAAAUUUUGUGUGAAGGUCAAUUGCCUGUAAGUUAAGAUUAAUUUGGUUUUGGUUAAAACGAUCAAAAAUGCAAACAUAGACCCUUUUCACAAUCAUGACAUACUCCCUCUUAGUUUUGUAUGUACUGAAACACAAAAUAAGCAAUCGCUGCUGGCAUUUGUGAGAAGAGAGCUCCACCAAAAUAAGAUUCAACAAUAAAUUGUAACUAUCUUGCAUCUUAGUGACUUCUCCCACAACUCUCACAUCAGUUGAUUAACAUCUUUUUCCAUAGGUUGGUGUUUUUUUUUUUUUCUGUGUUGUAAAACCUGUAUCUUGAUGCAAAUCAUACCGUGCGUGUGCGUUCUCUGUAAGUGUGCAGUCUUUUUCUGUGUUUUGAUCAGUUUCCUGCUUUGUUUGAUUAUGUGUGUAAAUUAGGCUGUUAAAUUCAGUACAUUCCUAUAUUAUUUAUGGUUAUGUUGUGAUUGUAACACAUGUAUAUACCAUUCAUAUACACAGUCUAUAAAUAUAAAUAUAAAUAUAUAUAUAAAUAUAUAUGCGCCAACCAAUAUGAUCAGUGAUUGUCAAUGGUGGUCCUGUACAUAUAUUUGUUUUUUUUGUUUUCCUCGUCCAUCAUAGUGGAGAGAUAUUAAGUUAUGGCCAUUUGAUUGAAAGUGUAAACUGCAUGUUCUGGCAUGCGAGCUGGGGACUGAAUGUCGAUCACUGGUCGGGGGCAGUAACGGUUUAACUGUUCCCCUUAAUGUCACUCUGCUCUGGUAGCGCUCACACUGCCAGCUGCACGACUCGCAUCUUUGACCAAGUUAUUUUUAUUUUUUUUCUCUUUUUUUUUUUUCCACUCUGCACUAGUAUUUACUCCUUAAAAGGUGACAAGGGUUGUUUUUGUUAUUGCUUAUUUGAAAACAAGUGGAAGAUGCUGUAAGGAAAUGAUGUUCCUUUUGUUUGUGUUCUUCACUGGGAAGUAUGAUUUUUUUGUUUCACUCGUGUUGGUACUCAAGUGUGCAAGGUGUUUUUGUUAAGUAUUUUAGGCCUAAAUGUUUUUGCUUUCUGCUUUUGGUCUGUUGCAAAGUGCCUUCAAAAAAUACUGAUUGUGCACAGCAGUGGAUUAAAAAAAUGUCCUCUUUUCUAAAGGUUAAGAAUUGUACAGAGUGACUUGCAUUGACACUUUUGUAUAAAAAUACACAGAAAAUGUACAAUAUGUUAACUUCGUAUUUUAUCAUCGUACUCAACAAGAUUGCUCUUAAGACAUGUGAGCUACAUGUUUUGUUAUAACGUCUUUGGACAUAUUUCAAUAUAAGCAUACUUUUCUAUAGAUAUUUGUUUUUGUACUCUGUUAUUGAGUCUCAUCUCUCUUGUUGGUACAGAGAUGAGCAUCAAAUAAAUUGCAAUUGGGAAAAAA